Messenger RNA from Mangifera indica (mango), 733 nucleotides. RefSeq names its product 60S acidic ribosomal protein P3-like. NCBI's taxonomy places the organism in Eukaryota, Viridiplantae, Streptophyta, Magnoliopsida, Sapindales, Anacardiaceae. The transcript has 2 exons. The record is from RefSeq and is a predicted model, not a curated record. Gene Ontology annotation, molecular function: structural constituent of ribosome. Gene Ontology annotation, cellular component: ribosome. Bases 205 to 564 code for a protein of 119 amino acids.
UAUUUCAUACAUUGGGGUUGUCUAAGGAGGGGAUCCCAUUUGGCGGAGACAAUUCGUAUUUACACAAUUGCCCUCCUCCAGAAUACCCUACUAGGGUUGCGCCUCCAUCGACUAUAAAUAAUCGUCCCUGCACCAACUGCCGUUCCAAUCAAAUAAGGGAUUGAGCUCUUAGGUGUUUGAAAAUCAAAAAAUCAGGCAGAAGCCAUGGGUGUCUUCACUUACGUCUGCAGAAGCAACGGCAGCGAGUGGUCCGGGAAGCAGGUUUGCGGCGACUUAGAAGCCUCGGCUGGGUCUACUUAUGAGUUGCAGAGAAAGUUGGUCCAAACUUCUCUCGCCGUCGAUUCAUGCGGAGGAGUUCAGUCCUCUUUCUCUUUCAUCACUCCUGCUUCUGCCGUAUUCCAGGUAAUUGUAGGUGCUGUUGGUGGUGGAGCUUUUAUUGGAGGUGGUGGAGCUGCUGCCGCGGCUCCUGCAGGCGGUGCUGCUGCUGAGGCUCCUCCUGCUGAGGAGAAGAAGGAAGAGAAGGAGGAGAGUGAUGACGACAUGGGAUUCUCACUCUUUGAUUAGAUUUCUGUGGUUAUUUAAUCAUCAAUAUUCUCCAAGGUGUUUGUGUUCUGUUAAGCACUUAGAUUAUUGUGGAGUUUUGAGUUAGGAGUUAAAUCCUCUAGAAGUCUUUAUCUGACUUCUCUGUGAUUGGUUUUUGUUAAAGCAUCAAUAUGAAUUAAAAUUAUGAUUA